AUGAAAAUAGCAGUAGGUCAAUUAUGUUCAUCAUCAAAUUUACAAAAAAAUUUACAAACAGUUAAAAAAAUAAUUUCAAAAGCAAUUGAAAAUCAAACAAAAAUAUUAUUUUUACCAGAAGCAACAGAUUACAUAUCUCAAAAUGCUCAACAUUCAAUUGAAUUAUCUAAAACUGUAAAUUCAAAUUUUUUAACUCCAUUAUUAAAUCAUAUUAAAGAUUUACAAAAUUCACCAUAUAUAUCAAUUGGUAUUCAUUUACCUUCUACUACUAAAGAAAAAGUUUCAAAUAUAAAUAUUUUAAUAAAUCCAAAAGGUGAAAUAAUAUCAAAAUAUCAAAAAUUACAUUUAUUUGAUGUAGAUGUACCACAAGGUCCAAUAUUAAAAGAAUCAAAUUCAGUAGAAGCAGGUAAAGAAAUAAUAGAACCUAUAAAAAUUCCUAAUACAUUAGCAUGUAUUGGUCUUGCAAUAUGUUAUGAUAUAAGAUUUCCAGAAUUAGCUUUAAAAUUACGACAAAAGGGAGCAAAUAUUAUAACAUUUCCAAGUGCUUUUACUACUAAAACAGGUGAUGCACAUUGGGAAACACUAACAAAAGCAAGAGCUUUAGAUACUCAAUCUUUCAUUAUAAAUGCUGCUCAAUGUGGUAAACAUAAUGUUGGUACAAAUGAUAAGGGUGAUAUUGUUGAAAGAAUAAGUUAUGGAGAUUCCAUAAUUGUUGAUGGUUGGGGUAAAGUUUUAAAUCGUGGACAAAAAUAUAAUGAAUUAUCAGAAGAUGAUAUCAAGAAUAGUGAUGAAUAUUUUGAAAUAAUUUAUGCUGAUUUAGAUUUUGAAAAUUUAGAAAAAAUUAGAACUAAUAUGCCUUUGUUAAAUCAUAGAAGGAGUGAUGUUUUGGGUGAAUUAUAA
This is a messenger RNA of Lodderomyces jiufengensis, 900 nucleotides long. It is a transcript of the gene NIT2, whose product is annotated as putative hydrolase. The transcript has a single exon. The record is from RefSeq and is a predicted model, not a curated record. Lineage: Eukaryota; Fungi; Ascomycota; Pichiomycetes; Serinales; Debaryomycetaceae. Gene Ontology annotation, molecular function: hydrolase activity, acting on carbon-nitrogen (but not peptide) bonds, in linear amides. Bases 1 to 900 code for a protein of 299 amino acids.